AUGGAGUUGGGCCAGGCUAUUAACGUUGCAGAAAAGUGUGAAGAAAGGCUUACUAACACCAAGUUAUUCGACGUCACAGACUUAGCAGAGGAUGAGUCUAGUUUGAAUGAGACGUUGUUACAUGAGGCUAAGGAUGGUGCCACUAUGGAACCUGGUAUCUCUGAAGGCCGUGAUGUUGUUGGUGAGUUUGAAAAGGUUGAAGAGUCACAUUCUGACUAUGAAGUUGUGAGAGAGAAGAUGCAAGACGAUAUAAGAAAAGACUAUUGCACUGAUUCGGAAGGACCAAGUAAAAUAGUUGUUCAAUGGUUGGCUGGGUCUAAUCAAUUUGUGUCUGUGAAAGUUGAGGAGAAUGGGUUUGCAUUUAUUCUUACCAUUGUUUAUGCUAAGUGUACCUCGCUAGAGAGGACGAAGAUUUGGGAGGACCUGGUGGCUGCUAGCAAUUGCAAUCUCCUGUGGAUUCUUUACGGUGAUUUCAAUAUUGUCAAAGAUGAUUAUGAGAAAAGAGGUGGUCAUCCCCGUCCUUUUGCUGUAAUAGAAGAUUUCAAUUUAUGUAUUCAAAAUUGUGGGUUGUUGGAUAUGUGCUCGAAAGGCUUGAGGAUGACUUGGUGCAAUGGUCAAAACGGUUCGGUUCGGAGCUGGGCAAGGUAUGGGUCGAGCUCUUUUCAUUUUCAAUUUAUAUGGACUGAUCAUGCAGAUUUUCUUAACUUUGUGGAGGGGGUGUGGAAUCAAGAUGGGAUUUGUUUUGGGCUUCUUAAAUUAUCUCUUAAGUUGAAAAGGACUAAGGUGGCGCUUAGGGAUUGGAAUCAACGUGUCUUUGGGAGGACUAAUGUUAUUAUUAGUGAGCUUGAGAAUCGUAUUGAUAGUCUGGAAAAUUGCCUUCAAGAUUCAUUUUCUGUUGAGGAUGAUAAUGAUGUUCUGGCUAUUAAAUUGGAUCUUUUAUGUUGGAGGAGUAAAGAAGACACUCGUCUUUUUCAUAUGACCAAUAAAAGUUGGCUUCAAAAUGGAGAUCAAAAUUCUAAAUUUUUUCAUGCUUAUUUGAAUGUCAAGAAUUAUAAGAGGGUUUCUGACAUGUGCCUCAUUGAUGGCACUCAUUUAAAAACACCUUUUGAUGUACAUCAGGCAGUCGUUGAGUAUUUUCAUCACUUUUUGAGUGAGAGUAGUAGUGGUGAAUUACCUAAUUUAGGAGAUUUAAUUCCUCUGAUGAUUUCUGACGAUGAAAACCUGAUGCUCUGUAGUAUCCUGUCUCUUGGGGAUAUUAAGGAUGCCUAUUGA
Molecule: messenger RNA, 1272 nt
Organism: Carya illinoinensis
Lineage: Eukaryota; Viridiplantae; Streptophyta; Magnoliopsida; Fagales; Juglandaceae
Exons: 3
Coding region: 1-1272 (423 amino acids)
Source: RefSeq, a predicted model, not a curated record